AUGCAGAGCUUGUGUGGUCAUGCUAGUCCAGUUGAAUCUGUUGCUUUUGAUUCGGCAGAGGCUUUGGCAUUGGCUGGAGCUUCUGCUGGUGUGAUGAAGCUGUGGGAUUUGGAAGAAACAAAGAUGGUGCGCACUCUUAAUGGACACAGAUCCCAUUGUACUGCCGUUGAAUUCCACCCAUUUGGUGAGUUUUUUGCAUCUGGUUCCAUGGACACUAAUCUAAAGAUCUGGGACAUCAGAAAGAAAGGAUGCAUUCACACCUAUAAGGGUCAUACUCGAGGAAUAAGUACUAUAAGAUUCACUCCUGAUGGUCGCUGGGUAGUUUCUGGUGGAUAUGAUAAUGUUGUAAAGGUCUGGGACCUAACUGCUGGGAAGCUCCUGCAUGAUUUCAAGUUCCAUGAAGGACAUAUUCGAUCUAUGGAUUUUCAUCCCCUUGAGUUUCUUCUGGCAACAGGUUCAGCUGACAGAACUGUGAAAUUUUGGGAUUUGGAAACCUUUGAACUAAUCGGAUCUGCCAAAACUGAGUUUGAAGUUUAUUCGUGGGAACCUGUGAUAUGCCAUGAUGCUGUUGAUAUGGGAUGGUCAACACUGGGUGAUACUUGUAUCCAUGAUGGAAAACUUUUGGGUUGCUCAUAUUAUAGGAACUCUGUUGGAGUUUGGGUGGCUGAUGUCAUGCAUAUUGAGCCAUAUGGUGGUGGUUUAGUACCUGACAAAAGUAUCCACUCAGAGCAGAAAUAUGAUCUCCAGGAAAGCCCUUUGGAUAAAAUAGGGGGCCACAGAAGGUCUACUUCAAAUUUGCGCUGCAUAUCUCCCGAUUAUGAGACUAAAGAGAUAAAGAAUAUAUAUGUGGACACCACAGGUCGAAAUCCUGUUGCAAGAAAAUCUGGAUCUUUUACUUCUCCAAAGGUUGUCCUCCCAUCCGAUUUGAAGGACAUGAAUGAUCUGACAAGUCAGAAGCAAAGUCCUGCAGUUGGCUUACGUGCAAAAAUUACCGGGCAAGCCAAUAGUAAAUCCUUCAUAAUUCCCAACGUGGUACCUCGGGACAUCCCUGAAGGAAGAGACUCGACAAAUUCUAGAAGAGAAUCUAUUGUUUCUGUAAGAGCCAGCACUGGAAUGCCACUCAAGCCAACUCAUAGACGAAGGCCAUCAAAUACCAAAAUUGGGAUGGACAGGGUGUCAACCGCUGUUGAAUCUGGGUCUUUUGACGAUAAGAUGAGUACUUCAGACAUUAUGGAUCAGAACUUUCGUAGCAGGCUAGGUGACGACGCUAGAGAAUCUUCUGAGGAAAAACAUUCGAAUAUGAAGAAUGUUGCAGAGAAAUUUGAAACAAUUUCCUCACCGAAGACACCCUUUAAUCCUGAGAUCUGUGUUGGGACCGUUGAUUGCAGCAAAGCAAUGGACUCUGUGAAAAUAGUGAAUGGAGUGGCAAUUUUGCAAGGACGAACACGCAGUCUGGUUCAGAGGUUUGAGGGGAGAGAAAGAUUGAGCAGCGAUGAAGUUGAGACACCUGAUCUGACCCCUCACAAAAUACCAGAGCCAACUAUGACAUCCCCUUUGCUGAAUACCCACCCGCAAAGUACAGAAAUGGAGUCUACUGCUGCAAAUGAUGAUGAUGAUGCUAUUGAAGGUUUAAUGCGAAAUCAUGAUGUAUUCUUAAGUACUGUACGUUCACGCCUGACAAAACUACAAGUGCUGCAGCAUUUUUGGGAACGGAAUGACAUUAAGGGUGCUAUAAUGGCCAUGCGGAAGUUGCCUGAUCAUUCUGUACAAGCAGAUAUUGUAGGUGUUCUCAUGGAGAAAAUGGAGAUUGUCACCUUAGAUUUGUUUUCUUGCUUGCUGCCUGUUCUGUUGGGCUUAUUGGAUAGCAUGAUAGAAAGGCAUGCCAGUGUUUCCCUGGAGAUACUACUGAAGCUUGUAGCAGUCUUUGGGCCUUUGGUCUACUCAACCAUAUCAGCACCUCCAGCUGUUGGUGUCAAUCUUCAGGCAGAACAAAGACUUGAAUGCUGCAAUCAAUGCUUCAUCCAGCUUCAAAAGAUACAGAAAAUUCUUCCGGCACUUGCAAGGAAGGGUGGGUUGCUAGCAACAUGCGCUCAAGAACUAAAUCUAGUUCUUCAGGAAUCAUAA
Ilex paraguariensis (yerba mate) is the source of this 2124-nucleotide messenger RNA. The record is from the annotation of a GenBank genome assembly. NCBI's taxonomy places the organism in Eukaryota, Viridiplantae, Streptophyta, Magnoliopsida, Aquifoliales, Aquifoliaceae.